Hevea brasiliensis (rubber tree) is the source of this 1336-nucleotide messenger RNA. RefSeq lists its product as uncharacterized. Gene Ontology annotation, molecular function: hydrolase activity. Lineage: Eukaryota; Viridiplantae; Streptophyta; Magnoliopsida; Malpighiales; Euphorbiaceae. The coding region runs from base 67 to 1002 and encodes 311 amino acids. The transcript has 6 exons. The record is from RefSeq and is a predicted model, not a curated record.
GCGAAAUCGGGUCUUUGACACUUUCCAAUAUAAAACGCAGAGGUUCAGUGUGAUAACGGCAAAGAAAUGCUAGCAGCUAUACUGUCACCAUCAUCGGCUACGCGAGUUUUCACCCCAACUACUCUACAUAAACCUCCCACCACUUUCUCUUUUCUGCGGCCAUUUUCUCUUCCUCUCUCCGCUUCCCGGUUUCAAGUUCGUGCAAUGGCUGACUCUGCCUCUGCCCCUGCCCCCUUCAAAAAAAUCGCAAUCCAUAGAGACGAUACUACUUUUGAUGCGUACGUGGUGGGCAAAGAAGAUGCUCCUGGGAUUGUUGUGCUUCAAGAGUGGUGGGGUGUGGAUUUUGAGAUCAAGAACCAUGCUGUGAAAAUAUCCCAACUGGACCCUGGGUUUAAGGCGCUUAUCCCUGAUUUAUAUCGAGGAAAGGUAGGCUUGGAUGUUGCUGAAGCUCAACAUUUGAUGGAAGGCCUUGAUUGGCAAGGCGCAGUUAAGGAUAUCCGUGCUUCUGUUAAUUGGCUCAAGGCUAAUGGCUCAAAGAAGGUUUGUGUGCAGAUAUUCUAUAUUUUUUCAAGGAUCAUAAUUUUGUGGCUUACUGCAACAGUAGGAGUAACUGGAUUUUGCAUGGGAGGUGCUCUUUCAAUUGCAAGUUCUGUCUUGGUUCCAGAGGUUGAUGCAGUUGUCGCAUUUUAUGGUGUUCCUUCAUCAGAGCUUGCAGACCCUGCCCAGGCUAAGGCACCUGUUCAGGCUCACUUUGGAGAGCUCGAUAACUUUGUUGGCUUUUCAGAUGUGACGGCAGCCAAGGCUUUAGAGGAAAAGCUGAAAGCAUCAGGAAUUCCUUAUGAGGUACACAUUUAUCCAGGCAAUGCACAUGCUUUUAUGAACAGGUCUGAUGAAGGCGUUAAGAGGAGGAAGAGCAUGGGAAUGCCUGAUGAGGAUGAAGCUGCUGUUGAGCUGGGAUGGUCUCGCUUCAAAACCUGGAUGACUCGCUACUUAUCUGCAUAAAUGACUGGUUCAUGUGAAUAUUAGAUGUCUUGUCUGCUGGCUUUCCGCUUUUCCAGCUUGGGUAGUGGCAUGUUGGAGGGCAUUACUAUUUUACCGUGUUUGCAUGCAACCUUGAGGACUUGUAUUUUCCUGAAAUGAGUUAGUUUGCUUGUGGUACCUGGCUGUCUUGUUUUAUUCAUGUGGGCUUCUUCAUUGCCAUGGGACUGGUUUGAUGUAUACAAUCUGCGAUUUCUUUGCAUAUCCCUUUUUCUUAGACAUUGAUUAAGAGGUAGUUAAACUACUUCAACUGCUUAUAUUGUUAUAUGGUUUUACGUAUUAAGAUAAGAUUUUAUCA